UCCCUGCUAUAUUCUUGUACAAACGUGUGUUUCAGUUUAAUAUUUCAACAGAAUAGAAUAGAAUAGAAUUUGUUCGUUCUGUCUGUUCCCUGCUGUUCGCAGUGCGGGGGUAAUCAGUGUGAUCACACUCACCUGUGUCUCUAUGAUUAGUCUCAUUAGGUGACACCAUCACCCAGUGUCCUGUGUAGAUGUACCUCUCUCCCUGACUCUGUCUUUGUGGAAUCAUUGUUCUUUCUUUUCCGCUGUCUUCGUGCUUUGUGUUUGGUGUUCCUACCCUGAGAUCCAUGCUCUUUGUUCUUUGUAUUGAGUUCUGCAACCUAGUGAGUGGUGCAACUUUUGAUUUUUGUGAAUAAAAUACCUACACCUAAGAAGACUCCCCUGUUAUUUUCAAACCUGCAUUUGACUCCUGUCUGCUUCCUGCCAUGUCGACACAACAGAAUUCACAAAGUGCAAUAUCAAAUGUUAAUGUUCCUGGCGGCUACGUCUAAUGAUUGGUCGUAUUAAGGGGCCUUAUUUAGCCCAGCCCUGCACAACUGCCUGAGGAGCCUGACGAGCCACAGUCGAAGGCUUGCUGUGAGUCAUAGCUAGUUGAGAUUCAAAGUUUGUAAUGGAUGCAAAGUCUCAUUAGCUGUUGUAUAGGUAGAGCACCGUGAUGGAGCAACUCCUGCAGUUCCCUGAUUACAACCCACUUUAAACACCACAUGUGUUAAAGGUGCACAGCUGAAGGUCGCACUGCCGGUGGAGGGUAGCUUCGCGGUGCAGCAUCAAUGUUUACGUGACAAAAGGAGAGGUGUUGUUUCAAGCCUGCAGCAACAUUGUAGGCAUUGUUAGCAGUUAUCGUGUGUCAAAAAGUUCCCAAUGAUCUGCUCGAUGUGGAAAAUAUAGGUUAGAAUCUAAACAAUGCCUCGGAACAUGAGAGAGAGAGAGAGAGAGAGAGAGAGAGUGGAUUUUCCUCAUCUUUACUCCUCUUUUUUUCCGCCUGUCAAGAACUUGAUGCAGUAAUGGAGAAGACCCAGCAUAUCUUAGCACUGAGCUGCCUGCUGCUCUUAGAGAUGUCAAAGUUUGAAAUGGCUGGUGGAAAGGUUUUAGAGGAAACCUAUCGGAAGUGGGUCCAGUACAAAGAAGAGUGUGUCAAAAUGAUGGAAAAUGAACCUUUACCUCAAGGUUUGUUCUGUAACAGGACGUUUGACAAGUACGCCUGCUGGCCAGAUACUCCUGCUGGGACUCUGAUCAACAUUUCCUGUCCUUUCUACUUGCCUUGGUUUGACAAAGUGUCCCAGGGGGUGGUCACUCGCCGUUGCAACUCUGGGGGCUUCUGGGAGAAAGAUGACAACGGGCAGGUGUGGAGAGAUAUGAGUCAGUGUGAGGAGGAGAAGGAGGUGGCAUCUCAGGAGCUGAGGAUUAAACAACUCAUGGUGAGCUUCAGGAUGCUCUACACUGUGGGCUACUCCGUGUCUCUCUUCACACUCGUCACGGCUCUCAUCAUUCUUCUGAGCUUCAGAAAACUGCACUGCUUCAGGAAUUACAUCCAUGCCAAUCUUUUCCUGUCGUUCAUCUUGAGAGCUGUGUCUGUCAUUGUUAAGGACACCAUGUUAGAACGACACUGGGGUCGGGAAAUCAUGAAACAGGCCGAUGUCAGCGAGAUGCUUAGUCAUCAGGCUGCGAUUGGCUGCCGGAUAGCACAAGUGAUGAUGCAGUACUGUGUUGUGGCCAAUCACUAUUGGUUCUUUGGAGAGGCAAUUUAUUUGUACUCUGUGCUCAUCGCCUCAGUGUUCAUUGACAACAACAAAUAUUUCCCCUAUUUAUGUCUCGGCUGGGGAAUUCCACUUCUAUUUGUGAUCCCGUGGGUGGUGAUGAAGCUAUUGAAAGAAAACAAAGAGUGCUGGGCUGUCAAUGAGAACAUGAGCUACUGGUGGAUCAUCCGUUUCCCGAUUCUUUUUGCCUCACUAAUCAACUUCCUGAUUUUCAUGAAGAUCCUGAAGGUCAUUCUUUCCAAAUUACGAGCCAGCCAGCAGACUGGGUACCCAGAUUACAAACUGCGGCUUGCCAAGGCGACGCUUACCCUGAUUCCUCUGUUUGGCAUACAUGAGAUCAUAUUCAUCUUUGCAACCGAUGAACAGAUGACAGGAUUCCUGCGCUACGCUAAAGUUUUUAUCACUCUUUUUCUUAAUUCCUUUCAGGGUUUUAUGGUGGCUGUACUCUACUGCUACGCCAAUAAAGAGGUAAGGACAGAGGUGAGGAGGAAAUUACACAGCUGGAGGGUAGAGGCAGAGAUCUUGUGCUGUGGACAGUGACUAGCCGUGCUGGACUCUCGUGUGGACACUUUAUCCAUCGCCACAGUGCCAGAGCGCAACAGAUCAUCUGCCACACUGAGGGCAGUGCCAGAUGGUUCACCAUCCCCAGAGAGUGUCCUGGUUUUCAGGCCACCCAUUCAGCCAGCAUCUCUUCAGUCUGAGCAAUCGUUGUUGCUCUAUCCACCUGAAUUGAACAGAGAACACAUCCUGCUGUGUGGUGAUCAGGCCGACAUCGGAUUGUCUUCUGCGAUGCAGGUGUCAUUUGUUAUCCAUCUUCAAGACCCUGUUGAGUCACUGCCAAAUGUUGUAAAUACGGAUUCAGACUAAAUACACUGUAACAUUUCCUGUGUAUUCUAUUUUAGCAAUAUAUUAUCUAAAAC
Molecule: messenger RNA, 2674 nt
Organism: Cynoglossus semilaevis (tongue sole)
Lineage: Eukaryota; Metazoa; Chordata; Actinopteri; Pleuronectiformes; Cynoglossidae
Product: glucagon receptor-like
Exons: 13
Coding region: 1002-2294 (430 amino acids)
Biological process (GO): adenylate cyclase-modulating G protein-coupled receptor signaling pathway; cell surface receptor signaling pathway
Cellular component (GO): plasma membrane
Molecular function (GO): peptide hormone binding; glucagon receptor activity
Source: RefSeq, a predicted model, not a curated record